CGCCGCCCGCCCGCCAUCCUUCUAUCCCUGAGAGCCGGUGAGGGGCGGCCAUCCAUCCCUGUGGCUGCGGGCACAGCUCAGGCAGCCGCGCUGCCAUCCCCUGGAGCCCCUGGAUACCGAGAGGCCUCGCUGGGCUCAGGGAUCGCUUCCCCCGGCUGGCACAGACCCACCGGGGCUGGUUUGGGCAUCCCGGCUUUUCCAGCCGUGCAGCCGGGGCCGAGGGACGCCGCGGGGCGGGAUGCUGUCCCAGCAGCGCGGAGCAGCGGUGAGGACAUCGGCCUGAACCCUCGGGACACCGGUUGUGACUCUCCUGUGCCUGUAGCUGGGAACAGCCAUGCCAGCCCAAAAGGACAGAUGGGUUUCUUCCUUGGUUUUCCUUCUCUUCUGUGCCUCCUCCAUCCCACAAUGUGGAAGUGCCAGCCUGCAGCAGGAGCCGAGCCCCCAGCACUAUUUCAGUGGCUUGGAAGCUGGAAAACCAUCCUUGGCUUUUUUCACCCCCAGUGUUUCUCCUGGUGCCCAGCCCUUCUUGGAGCAGAUUGAGAGUUCAGCUGAGGCCCUCCAGGACUAUGGUGUUUCUGUGGUGAAGGUGAAUUGUCCCAAGGAGGAUGUCUCAAGAUAUUGUGGAAAAGAAAAUGCAUUAAGGAAAGCCUUCCUGUUCAGAGGGAACCGACUGAUCCGAGAGUUCCCCACCGACGCGCUGUUCGACGUGAACUCCAUCGUCGCCAACGUUUUGUUUGCCCUGCUCUUUAAUGAAGUUAAAUAUGUUGAAACACUGGCAGACCUUGAGAACCUUGAAAACGUGCUAAAAGGAAAAUCCAACAUGGUCUUUGCCUACGUACCAGCUACUGGGACAGCAGAGCACAGAGCUGUGAUGGAGGCAGCUUUUGUCUAUGGGACCAUGCACCAGUUUGUCCUGACAACUGAGGCAGCACUGCUGAAAGCCACCAGCCAUGAUGACCCCGAUGUCUCUUCUGCCUGGCUCUCGUUCUGCCACUGCCAGCAGGUCACAGAGGCAGCCCAGCCCUGCAGGAGGACAGCCCUGGCACAGCCCCUGACCCUGCUCAACAUCCACAGGCACCUCAAGCUCAUGGGGGCUCCCUUGGUGACAGAGGUUGCUGAGGACCCAGAGAAGAUCUCCACUGUUCACCUGCAGCUGGGGCUGCCCCUGGUGUUCAUCCUGAGCCAGAAAGAGACCUAUGAGGCUGACAGGAGGACAGCAGAGUUUGUGGCCUGGCAGCUCCUGGGGAAAGCAGGAGUUGCCCUUUUGUCCAGGGAUCUCGUGGAGCUGAACGUUCUGCACCGGUCAAAUGUGGCCCUCAAGACACCAGAUGAGGGAAUGCCAAUCCAAUACCUGGUCUUGGAAGACACUGAUGAAGUUAUAACCCUGGUGGAAGAUAGGAACAAGGUCAAACAAAUCCAGGCGGAUGAGCAGGAAGAUGAGGAAGAUGAGGAUGAGAAAGAGAAUAACAAUCAAGAUAUUCAGGAUGACCAGGUGGUGGAAGCAGUUUCCAGGGACAAGAAGAGAGAGCUGCCCCUGGAGCAGAUCCUUGUCCUGACAGAGGAGAACUUCCACUCUUCCCUCUCAGAGGCUGCCAGGACAGUGGUGCUGUUUUAUGCCAGCUGGGAAGCUGUGUCCCUGGCAGUGCUGCGCUCUUACUCCGAGGUGGCCGCUCACCUGAAGGGAACCCCAGGGGUUUUGCUGUCCCGGGUGAACUGCUGGGACUGGCCUGGCCUUUGCUCCCAGGAGAAUGUCACCCAGUUCCCCACCAUCAGGAUUUACAAGGAGGGACAGCAGCCAGUGACAUAUGGUGGCAUGUGGGGAACUGAAGAGCUGAGCAGCUUCAUCCUGCUGAGCCAAGUUUCCUGCCCACUGAAGCUGGCCACCAUGGAUGAAGCAGAAGGGUAUUUAAGAGGGGAGUUUCCAUCUGAGCUCUCAUCCCACCACCACACCUCACUCCUGGGAGUUUUUAGCUCAGCCACCAGCGAAGCCAGGGAAGCUUUUGAAGAGGCAGGAAACAUCCUAAGUGGCCACGUAAGGAUGGGGAUGUAUUUUGAAGAUGAUGCCUUGGCUUUAUCCCAAAAAUACUCCGUGUCCCCCCCUGCCCUCCUCCUGGCCCGGAGCGGUAGCCGGAGCGUGGAAGGCAUCGCUCUGUCCGAGCACAGCGUGCAGGACAUGGUGCAGAUGAUCAGAUAUGAACUGCUGGACAUUUUUCCAGAAAUCACUGUGCCAAAUCUGCCCCAGUACUUGCAGCUGGGAAAGCCCUUUCUCAUCCUGUUCAGUGCUGGUGACAUCAGUCAGGUGGAAAGCAAGGAAAUGCUGAAGCUGGCAAAAGGAAGACCCCAGCAGGCGUUUGUGGCUUGCUGGUUGAACCUGAAGAAGACUCCAGUGGGAUAUGGGAUCCUGAGGACGUACUUUUCCACCAUUCCUCCCUUGCCCGUUCUCCUCUGGGUGAACCUCCAUGCCGGGGGUCAGGUGUUCAAGUUCCCCUCAGAGCAGUCCAUCACUGAGAUGAACAUCUUGUCGUGGCUGGAGAAGCUCCAAGCAGGGCUGGAGAUUCCCAGCAGUACCUUGUCUGAGGAAGACUGGAAGCCACCACUCCCUGCUUAUGAUUUCCUGCAAAUGAUGGAGCCAUCCGUGCCUGAUCUGUCCCCUCACCCCGGGGCCACCCCGGCACAGCACCGGCCCAAAAGCCCCGGAGGGGACACUGCCGGAGGGGACACUGCCACCCGGGAGGAGCCAUCCCAGGAGAGCUCGGCAGAGGAGGUCGGUGCCCCUGGGAGGGGCCUGCGGGGGACAGCCCCGAGGCUGGCAGGCAGGGACAAGCAGGGCAAGAGGCACAGCGAGCUCUGAGAGCUGCCCUGGGGAAAGGUGUGCCCUGGAAAGCCUGGCAUUUUCCCAGCCUUUUCUCCAAGGAGAGAAGAGGUUUCAGCUGUCAAGGAAUGGUGAAAGGAAAGGCCACUCUCUGCUGCUGAGUGUUGGGAGCUCAUCAAGCAACAAGUUACACUGGAAAGGACAAUUCAGCCCUGCUCUGUAGAUUCCCCAAGUCUCAGAGUUACUUCAGUUGCCCCUGAGCAGGGAGGAGUGAGUGAUUCCAAGAUAACAAACUCAUUUCUCUCCUCCCUGGUUGCCAGAGAAGCUCUACUGAUGUGUGACAGAAAAUCCUGCAAUUCCAUCUGCUUUGGAACCCUGUGGAGCCAGCAUUCCACCACUCCAGGGCUGCUCCAACCAGCCCCCAGUUGUGUUUACACCUGACUUGUGACCUGAAUUCGUGACUGUUCAUCCUCACAGGGGAGAAGAGGAGGAUCUGCUCAAAGCAGAUUUAUUCCAGAAGCCAGAGCUCAGGUCACACAACAGUCCUGAAUAGCUGGGACAAAACUCUGCCAGCAAAUCCCAAGGGUGGGCAGGUUGGGAGAUGGCUUUCCUCACUGCUGGCAUUUUCUUGGUCACAAGCCCAGGGGCUAUUUGCAGCCUCCAUUUGUCUUUGCUCUCAAUGACAGCAGCAAGGUUGGUGCCUCCUGAGCUGGGAAUGGUGCAGGGAGCAAGGUCUGUGGAAAGCUGAGUGCUGUGGAAGAGGGGAGAGAUAUGAAGGGCAAGGCUGGACCCUUCCAAGGAGGGAUGGAGCUGCUUCCCAUCCAAAACUUAAGUGAGGAGAUGCAAAAGCUGGGGAAGUGGAUUUCCAGCCUCUGCACAUCUCCUGGGGACAAGAAAUGGCAGGGGGUUGGAAGCAGAUGGUCUUUAAAGUCCCUUCCAACCCAAACCAUUUUAGGACUCCAUGACCAUCCCUUCAGUGAACAUCUCCCUUCCAGAGCACUGCUGAGAUGUGCUGGGAGAGUCAGAUCCUCUUCUUACUCCUUAAGGCUCUGAAAAAUUACUGGGAAGAGGAAAAAAAUCCUGGUAAGGGACUGCUGAGAGCAUUGCAAACUCAGUAUUUCUGAUUCUGCAAGCAGCACACGUGGCUGUGAGUCUUUUGAAAUACCCAGAAAUAGAUUAUUAGUCCUGGGCUGUUCUGGAAGCCCUUAAUUGAGAGAGACCAUUUUUGGAGUGAGUGACAGGCUUUGAGCCAAAAUGUAUGUAUUUAAAGGAAUAAACUGCAGCCUGCUGAUCAAAGGCAUGAUUCCCAA
Onychostruthus taczanowskii (white-rumped snowfinch) is the source of this 4122-nucleotide messenger RNA. RefSeq names its product thioredoxin domain containing 16 (gene TXNDC16). The record is from RefSeq and is a predicted model, not a curated record. The transcript has 21 exons. Bases 335 to 2851 code for a protein of 838 amino acids. Lineage: Eukaryota; Metazoa; Chordata; Aves; Passeriformes; Passeridae.